Mycena indigotica is the source of this 1029-nucleotide messenger RNA. Its product is annotated as Endonuclease. Gene Ontology annotation, biological process: apoptotic DNA fragmentation. The transcript has 7 exons. Gene Ontology annotation, cellular component: mitochondrial inner membrane; nucleus. Gene Ontology annotation, molecular function: metal ion binding; nucleic acid binding; single-stranded DNA endonuclease activity. The record is from RefSeq and is a predicted model, not a curated record. NCBI's taxonomy places the organism in Eukaryota, Fungi, Basidiomycota, Agaricomycetes, Agaricales, Mycenaceae. Bases 73 to 1029 code for a protein of 318 amino acids.
UCGUUCAGCCCGAGACUAUAUGAUAUUCUCUUCAAGGGGGGCAUUUUUUUCGUUGGAGGCCUUGCUGGCUCGAUGGCUGCAACCCACCACCAUCACAACAACUUGAAAAUACUAAAAGCCGACCUGAACGUUCUUCAUCCGCCUGCAGUUGAAUUUGGGCCAACAGAAGACAAGGUGCAAAUUUCCAAGGACCCACAUGUUAAAGAGGUGUUAAAGUAUGGCAACCCUGGCCCUGUUUUUGACGCGCUUGUGCGAAAGGCAUAUGUUGCUGCAUAUGACCGACGUCUCCGCCAUCCAUCAUGGACCGCACAGCACCUCACUGCUGCUUCGUUGCAACACAAUCCCGGUGUCAACCGUUCCAAGUCACAGUUUACCGAGGACGAGGAGCUACCUAUACCGUUCCGUGCUCGUCUGGCAGACUAUUUCAAGAGCGGAUAUGAUCGUGGUCAUAUGGUUCCUGCGGCUGACGCCAAAUUCUCUCAAGUCAGCUCUUGCUCUAUUCCACCAGCCCAUAACCUCAUAAAAUACCAGGACGCGAUGAAUGAAACGUUUCUGCUCUCGAACAUCGCACCUCAAGUAGGCGAUGGCUUCAAUCGACAUUACUGGGCCUACCUCGAAGACUGGUGCCGUCGUCUGACAUCCAAAUUUUCCGACGUUUAUGUUUUUACUGUGCCUUUAUACCUUCCCCGCCAAGGUGCAGAUAAAAAAUGGCGUAUUACUCACGAAGUUAUCGGUUCUCCACCAAAUGUCUCUGUGCCCACCCAUUUUGCCAAGGUCGUUUUGGCGACCAAGUCGUCGCCAGACUCGGCACCAGAACUGUCGGCUGGUGCCUUCGUUGUUCCCAAUGCAAUUAUACCUGAUAAUGCACCAAUGGAGAGCUUCAUGAUGCCCAUUGAGGCUGUAGAACAUGCAGCCGGUAUUCUUCUCUUCUCAAAAGCAAUCAAGGCCGCUGCUAAGAACAUCUGCACCACGGCAGAAUGCGAGCUUAUUGUGCGCAAGUUCGACGAUAAGAAACGUCAAGAGAAAUGA